Messenger RNA from Anopheles cruzii, 3841 nucleotides. RefSeq names its product puromycin-sensitive aminopeptidase (gene Psa). Gene Ontology annotation, biological process: peptide catabolic process; proteolysis. The transcript is spliced from 5 exons. Gene Ontology annotation, molecular function: zinc ion binding; metalloaminopeptidase activity; peptide binding. The record is from RefSeq and is a predicted model, not a curated record. Bases 41 to 3067 code for a protein of 1008 amino acids. NCBI's taxonomy places the organism in Eukaryota, Metazoa, Arthropoda, Insecta, Diptera, Culicidae. Gene Ontology annotation, cellular component: cytoplasm.
GAAGCAAUAGUGUGCCCUCCUUAAUCUGCCACCAGCAGCAAUGCAGCAACUCCUGCGCCCAGCUCUAUUCAAUCCAGCCUCAAACACGAUUCGUUCGGCACCGCGUUUCGGUCUAGGACUCGCAGCGUCGUCGUCAACCCGGGUGCAUCCGAGUGGCUGGACUUCCAUCACCACCACUACCGGCACCACUACUGCUAUCAGCGGUUCUGGCGUGCGUUACUGUCGUCGACGGGUUGUGCCAUCGGUCACGUCAUCAGCGUCGUCGUGGAAGCCGCAGUUUGUGCGUGAAAAAAGUACACUCCCGCCGUCGUCUUUGUGGUCCGGUCGCUCCGGUCAACCCAUCGGUGUAGUGUCGGAAGUUGAAAGGUCCCGAUCGGAAGUGCUGCAAAAGUUACGCACCUUUAGCACCGCCAGUAGUGACGUGUACCAAGCCGGCCAAUCCAAAAUGAAGUCCUCUAGUAAACCCGAAUUUCAACGACUGCCGACCAAUGUGUUACCGGAGCAUUACGAACUAUCGCUGAAGCCGGACCUGACGGCGCUUACCUUCGAAGGAUCCAGCACAGUGCAGCUGAAGGUAAACACUCCGACGGAUCGCAUUACGUUGAACGCGCAGGACUUGAAGAUCCUGAAGGCGACGGUGACGUUCGGCGGUGGUGGCGGCGGUUCGGCCGAACCGAUCGCCGCGAAGGACAUCGAGUUUGAUGACGGCCAGGAGACGGUGUGCUUCGUGUUUCCGGCGGAAAUUCCGGCCGGGGCCGCCUCGCUAGCGGUCGAGUUUACCGGCGUGCUGAACGACAAGAUGAAGGGCUUCUACCGGAGCAAGUACUUCACGGCGACCGGCGAAGAGCGGUACGCGGGCGUGACGCAGUUCGAGGCGACCGAAGCCCGCCAGUGCUUUCCGUGCUGGGACGAGCCGGCGCUGAAGGCCACGUUUGAUAUCACGCUGACGGUGCCGCGGGACCGGGUGGCCCUGUCGAACAUGCCGCUGCGCCAGGAAACCACCUCCGAGGACGGGUCACUGCGGGUGCUCCACUUCGACCGGACGCCCAUCAUGUCGACCUACCUGGUGGCGGUGGUGGUCGGUGAGUACGACUACGUCGAGGACCGGUCGGCCGACGGAGUGCUGGUGCGCGUGUACACGCCCGUCGGGAAGCGUGAACAGGGCCGCUUUGCGCUGGACGUCGCGACCAAAGUGCUGCCGUACUACAAGGACUACUUUAACAUUGCGUACCCGCUGCCGAAGAUGGAUCUGAUUGCCAUUAGCGACUUUUCCGCCGGUGCGAUGGAGAACUGGGGCCUGAUCACGUACCGUGAAACGUUCGUGCUGGUAGACCCAGAAAAUACGUCCCUCAUCCGGAAGCAGUCGAUCGCGCUGACGGUCGGGCACGAAAUCGCGCACCAGUGGUUCGGCAACCUCGUGACGAUGGAAUGGUGGACGCACCUAUGGCUGAACGAGGGCUACGCCUCGUUCGUGGAGUUCCUGUGCGUGGACCAUCUGUUCCCGGCGUACGACAUCUGGACGCAGUUCGUGACCGACAUGUACACGCGCGCCCUCGAGCUGGACUGUCUGCGCAACUCACACCCGAUCGAGGUGCCGGUCGGGCACCCGUCCGAGAUCGACGAGAUCUUCGACGAAAUCAGCUACGAGAAGGGCGCGAGCGUGAUCCGCAUGCUGCACCACUACCUGGGCGACGAGGACUUCCGCCGGGGCAUGAACAUCUACCUGACGCGCCACCAGUACCGCAACACGAGCACCGAGGACCUGUGGAAUGCGCUGCAGGAAGCGAGCAGCAAACCGGUCGGGGCCGUCAUGUCGACGUGGAUCAAGCAGAUGGGCUUUCCGGUGGUGCGUGUCCUGUCGUCGCGCCAGACGACGGGUGGAGGACGGGUGUUGCGUAUCGCACAGGAAAAGUUCUGCGCCGACGGGUGUCAACCGACCGAGCCGUUCCGCUGGAUGAUUCCGAUCAACGUGUCCACGGCGAAGGCGGCCAACGCAGUGUCGACGAUGCUCGAUGGCGAUACGGUCGAGAUUACGGUCGACGGCGUCGCGGAGGACGACUGGGUGAAGAUCAACCCCGGUACCGUGGGCUACUAUCGGACGCAGUACCCGGCCGAGAUGCUGGAACAGUUCCUUCCGGCCAUCAAGGACAUGUCGCUGCCACCGCUCGACCGUCUCGGGCUGAUCGACGACCUCUUCGCGCUGGUGCAGGCCGGUAAAAGCUCCACCGUCGAUGCACUCAAGGUGAUCGACGCGUACCGCAACGAAAGCAACUACACCGUCUGGUCGUCGAUCUCGAAAUGUCUGGCGAAGUUGCAGCUUCUGUUGGCCCACACGCCGAUCGAGCAGGAGUUUAAUGCGUACGGUGUGAGACUGUACCGGCCGGUGGCCGAGAGCCUCGGCUGGGAGGUUAAGCAGGGUGAAAGCCAUCUCGAUACACUGCUCCGAUCGCUUGUCCUCAGCCGGAUGGUGUCGUUCCGGUGUCCAAAAACCGUUGCCGAAGCGAAACGAAGAUUCAAGGAGCACGCGGAGGGCAAGUGCGUUCUCCUGGCCGAUCUGCGCAGCUCGUGCUACAAGGCGGUCCUCCAGAACGGCGAUCUGGAAACGUACAACGAGAUGCUGCGCCUGUACCGGACGACCGACCUGCACGAAGAAAAGGAUCGCAUCUCGCGUGCCCUCGGCUCGAUCGGCAACGUCGACAUCCUGCGCAAGGUGAUCGAGUUUGCGAUGUCGGACGAGGUGCGCGCCCAGGACGCGGUCUUCGUGAUCGUGUCGGUGGCGAUGAAUCCGCGCGGCCGCGACAUCAGUUGGGACUACUUCCGGGAGCGCUGGCAGGUGCUGCUCAACCAGUACGAGGGAGGCUACCUGCUCGCCCGGCUGGUCAAAUACCUGACGGAGAACUUCUCGACCGAGGAGCGGGCACAGGAGGUGGAACAGUUCUUCCGCGAGCACGAGUUCCCCGGCACCGAGCGUACCGUGUCGCAGUCGAUCGAAACGAUUCGCCUCAACGCGGACUGGCUGCGGCGCGAUCUCGACGCCAUCACCGCCUACCUGAAGCAACAGAAGUAAUCCAUCGGCCGGCCGCUCGACGGGUUUCUACAGUCGCGAUCACCAAAAUGCCCCUCAACCGUGUGCCAUCGUCCUAGAGAAACGGGGUCCUGCCGCGGAGCGUGCGACAGCCGGAUCCUGGACAGAGAGAUGCAAUCGCCCGGGCUCGGCUCUUGUGUGUGCGUGUAUGUGUGUAAAAGGGAAGCGCGGUGCUUCCCCCGUGUGAAUAUGCGUUGUGUGCAUGCGUGUGUUUAGUGCAUUUUUCGCACAAUGGUUUUCUGUUUUGUUACUUCGUUUGUUAUCUUAGAGAGUAAUUUCGCUUGCGUAGCGUAACGGUCGGCGACCGGAACCGACUAAAGUUUCACAGGCAUGGCAGAAGCGCGCGUUCAUUUUUCUAGUUCGUUUCCAUUUUUGUUGCUUGUUUAUUUCGUUUGGCUUUUGCGUUCCAAAAGAAAUGCCUGUAUCGUUACUUUUUCCUUUCCAUUGCAUUGCAUUUAAACCAAAGUACGCACGGGGAGAAGGAAUGUAGAGCCCUUUGGGCUAGGAAGCAGGAAGGCCACUUCGUUGCCCCAAAAAAUAUUGACCGCGAUCCUCCUCGGGUUCGUUGCCUUUUUCCCCUAUCUAUUUAUGUGUGCCCGCGUCCUUGCGUACGACACUGAAAAGCAACACCAAAAGUACGCAAAAUCAUAAAUCACGCUAUCAAAAUAUGCAAACGAGGACAAUUAUCACAUGAAAGCAGCUCCCCGAAACAGGUGGAGCAAAAGCAGUACACCCUAAGUUUGUAUUUUAACGAGC